CCACCUCCAUGUGAAUGCGUGCGUGCUCGCCACCCUUCUGUUAUUCUCUCUCCGGAGCGUGCACGCACGCGUUUAUCCCCACCUCUCAAUGUAUUUCCACCGUUUGCUGGACUUGUACAGACACCGCGUCGGAUUGCGAAUACAGAUGGAGAUCUUACUGGUGUCUGAUGGCCACCGGCGCACCCGAGCCGCGCGAAAGCACACAAGUCAACUAUGAUACGCGCGAGACACUGGCAUGUGUCAAGAGUGCCAAGCUGUGCGCUGAUGGGGAACAUAGAGGAACCGGCUGAGAAAGAGAUUUGUUUGGAUAUCACAGUAAAAGCUGCCCGUGGAAAUGAGUCCUGAAGAGAAACCAAAGAGGCACUUUACCACUGUGUGUCUAUGGAGAGAGAAGUGCAGACUUUCUGCUUUCUCUACGAGAAAAGGAAACUUAAAUGACUUCUGAGCAUCAAGGUGAAUUCAUUCUUCAUUUGAAGCACUUUUACAACAUGCAUUGAUAUAAAUGGUUCAAACUGGUUUCCAACAGCCGAACUUGAAUUAAGAUCACAGUGUUUUAAGUCUAAGGAAGUAUACUGGACAUUUAGUCAUUUAUGCAUCUUGAAUGAUAAAUUAAUCCAUAUGCGCUAUCUUCAUGAUUUUUUAUCCCGUUACGAACGUUUAAUUCAGAAUAGAAGCGCCUGCAAGAUCCGGAGUGGGAACUCAGGAAAGGUCGGUGCUCCAGUCAAGAUAAUAUUAACGCCACAGGCCGUUUUAGAGAGAAGACUGGUUGAAUUCUUAUGUGUUUUUAACAACAGUAACGCUGUUGUGCCCUUUAUGUCCGUCUGACAGGACGCGGAGUCUCCAAUGAACGCUUAUUCUGAAUCUGAAGAACAAAAGAGGGCGGAAGGUUUAUUUUUAGGAAACCGUGUUGAGUUAUUUUUCUUAAAUAUUAAGUAAAUAAUGUUAAAACACAUCAUGUUUUUCAGUUUGGUCACUCUUGGACUUUUCUGAAAUACUCAUCCCCUCUUGGACUUUUUUUUUAAUGUUUAUUUGAUCAAGAGUUUUUGGACUUAUGCAUAACUGUGUUGGAUAUUAGAAAUGCCAUAACUUACGUCAAGCAUAAAUGCUGCCAGUUCUCUAAGUGGUCUCAUAAAUACAAUUUGCUUCUUGAAAACCAAUAUAAUGACUCGUUUAUGGAGAAAAUGGUGCACUUGGCGUCAGAAUGGAGUUAAGAAGUUCCCUAAGGAGUCAAAGCAAACAGUCCUUGACUUGAGUCUUCGUUUUUGUGGUAUUCUUAUGUAACUUUGAUUCAUCAUCAGUGAGAGAACAUUUUUGAUUCACUUGUAGUAAGUCAAAAGAUUCUGUGCAUUUUGGAUAAACCUCUCUGACCCAUGUACGUCAAGAAGGACAGAAGGACAGAAUGCGCUAUUGAUGUCAUGAGGUGAAAUAACCAAAACUUAAAAUCCUGUUCAAGUUAAUUUUUUGUCAUCAGAGCUGUUUGGUGCAACCUCAAUUUGUUUUCCCCCUCUUGAUUCUUUUUCAAUCCAAGCACCUUAUUUUCAUAUAUAUAUUUUUUUUUUGCAUUUCUCCCAGCUCGCCUCUGAUCUGAACGGUAUCAUGGCUUCUCCUCAACAUCAACAUCUGCUGUUUCACAGCGAAGUAAGCUGCGACUCCAGCGGCGAUGGUGCUCCGUCUGUGCGGAUCAGCGGCACCAAGCAGCACAAACAGCAGCGUGGGAGUCUGGGCGCCAGCGCCAUGUGCAGCAUCAUUGGGGGCUCCAAACACUGCAAGUACAGCAUCUCCUCCAGCUGUAGCUCAGGCGAAUCUGCCAUCCGCAAGCCAGUGGUCAAAGGCCUCCGGACUCAAAGGAAGAUGCCGCAGCUGUUUGAGAGGUCAGCUGGACACUUCUGGAACCCCAAGUUUGACUCCAACAUUCUGGAGGAAGCCUGCCGCGAGCGUUGCUUCCCUCAGACGCAAAGACGUUUCCGCUGUGUGUUGUUGUACUUGGCAGCAGCCAGCCUCCUCUGGGGGCUGUUCUUCAUCGCUAAUGCUAAUCGAUGUGAACGGACUGCCUUCUUAUUGCCCACGGCCUCCUUCCUACUCCUUUGUUCUGUCCUGUUUGUCUUCACGUUCACCCGGUUCUACGUCCACUGCUACAAUCAAGCCUCGCUGUUGCUCAUCGUGGUAACAUUUGCCCUCACUCUUGCACCUCAGAUCCAGACUCCAGGAUUUAGUGACUUUAAUGUUCCUCCUUUGAAGGAUGAAGAGGACACAGGCAACUUCAGUGGCCCUGAAGAUAAAAACCUGACGUUUGAAGUCACCCGCAGUGGAGGUCCAGUAGCCCCUUGUUUGUCUCCAGUGGGCACCUUCUCUCUAGGCAUGGAGGUGCUUUCGUUGCUCUACAGUUUCCUCCACGUCCGUUUUUAUGCUUCGCUCCUGCUCGGCCUGCUCUACUCAGUGCUUUUUGAGACCCUUGGCUGGAUGCACUUGAUUCAAGGCAAUGGUUGGAGUAACUCCACCGAGGAACAUUUGGAAACGCUUUACUGGCUGAUCCCUGGAAGAGCCAUUUUGCAUCUCUGCGCCCACGUCAUUGGUAUCCACCUUUUUAUUAUGUCUGAAGUGCGUUCACGCAGCACGUUCCUCAAGGUCGGCCAAGCCAUCAUGCAUGGGAAAGACUUGGAGGUGGAAAAGGCCCUGAAGGAGCGGAUGAUCCACUCAGUGAUGCCUCGUAGGGUGGCUGAUGAGCUCAUGAAGCAGAGCGAUGAUGACAGUGACUAUUCGGUUAAGCGCUACUCGACGGGAUCGGCCAUUGCAGGCGCCUCCAGUCCUAAGAGCACCAAGCGCAAGAAGACCUCAAUUCCUCGGGGUCAGAUCAUCUUUCGGCCGUUUAACAUGAAACGCAUGGAGCCGGUCAGCAUCCUGUUCGCGGACAUUGUGGGAUUCACCAAGAUGAGCGCCAACAAGUCAGCGCACGCCCUGGUGGGACUCCUCAAUGACUUAUUUGGACGUUUCGAUCGCCUGUGCGAGCUCACGUGUUGCGAGAAGAUCAGCACACUGGGAGACUGUUACUAUUGCGUGGCUGGCUGUCCCGAACCACGAGAGGACCACGCCUACUGUUGCAUAGAGAUGGGGCUUGGGAUGAUCCAGGCCAUUGAGCAGUUCUGUCAAGAAAAAAAGGAGAUGGUGAACAUGCGUGUUGGCGUCCACACGGGCACCGUGCUUUGCGGGAUACUUGGCAUGAAGCGAUUUAAAUUCGAUGUCUGGUCCAAUGAUGUCAACCUAGCCAAUCUCAUGGAGCAGUUGGGAGUCGCCGGGAAGGUUCACCUUUCGGAGGCCACAGACAAGUUCUUGGAUGACCGUUACUUGCGAGAAGAUGGCAGAGUCCCAGAAAGGAUUGGACCAAGUGUGGUUGCAGAUCAGCUUAAAGGUCUUAAGACAUAUCUGAUAUCCGGGAGGAAGGUGAAGCACGCCCAGUGGAGCUGCCCUCCAUCUGCUCUGGUGGCUCCUGAGCUCAGAAAGUCUGUGAGUGCCUCGUCCUUCAGCCACAGCCCUGACAUCACAUCCUCCGCCUGCGCUACGACCCCUGCCCCGGACAGAGCUAAGUCUGCCUGUCCCUCGUGUGGCGCGUUAGCUUCUGAGGACAGGGCGGUUCACAGCAACAGCUGCUCAGAUCCUGAUCACAAAACCAUCAGCAGCAAGGGGCCGCCUGGCAGGAGUCCCAAGACCCUUAAUGGCCUGUUAAGCCCUCAUCUGCAGCAGCCGCUGACCCACAGCCAGACCUCUCUGUGUGAGAUGCUGCAGGAGAAGGAGAAGAAGUGGCCUGGAGGAGGAGGAGGAGGAGGAGGCAUCAGCAGCAUGGGAACCAUGGACCACUCCGCCCUCAUCCCAUUGCGCUCCAAAAACUUCCGGGAGAGGAGCGACGCUCACUUCGUGGACGUGAUAAAGGAGGACAGUCUGAUGAAAGAUUACUUCUUCAAACCGCCCAUCAACAAGUUGAGCCACACUUUCAUAGACAAGUCCCUGGAGUCGGCUUACAGGACCAGCUACCAGGAUGAGGUUAAGACACAGACUCCCGUUCAGACAUUUGCCAGUCCAACGUUCAGCUCCUUCUUAGACAUGCUCCUGUGCUGUUGUGUUCUCCUGGCUCUCUCUGUGGCCUGCUUCCUGCGACCGCUGGUUACCCAGCAGCCCCUGCCCACACCUGCCCUUAUAGUGGCCGCAGUUGCAGCUGUGCUUGAAUGUUUGGCACUAGUGCUGGCAAUACGAAGAGCGUUUUACCUGGACAGCGUUCUGAACUGCACCAGGACCCUCCUCUGGGCCAUUUCCGGCUGGGUUCCCCGUCACAUGAUCGGAGCAGUGCUGGUGUCUUUACCUGCCGUGGCUGUGUUUUCUCACAUCACUUGCAAUAUGCAUGACUCCAUACAGUUCACCAUGUUCACCUGCUGUGCUGUCAUAAUUGCCAUCAUCCAGUACAGCAAUUUCUGCCAGCUCAGUUUCUGGAUGCGUUCAAGCCUGGCGACUCUAGCGGGACUCACCUUUCUCAGUGUGCUCUGGAGCCCCCCUUGCAGCACUUGGGAACGUUUAUUUUUGAGAUCCAGUGACUUCAACAGCAGCUUUAUUGACAUCCAGUCCCCUGCCGAAGAUUCAAUCCGACCGCAGGACCUGCUUGGCCCGGAAGCUUUGGUUGCCUUUUUCCUGUUGCUCCUCCUCGUUUGGUUCCUCAACCGUGAGUUCGAGGUGAGCUACCGUCUACAUUACCACGGCAACGUAGAAGCAGACCAGCACCGCAUCAAGAUCCAAAACAUGCGGGACCAGGCCGACUGGCUCCUGCGCAACAUCAUCCCCAUCCACGUGGCCGAGCAGCUGAAGGUGACCCAGAGCUACUCGAAGAACCACGACAACGUGGGCGUCAUCUUCGCCAGCAUCGUCAACUUCAGCGAGUUCUACGAAGAGAGCUACGAAGGCGGGAAGGAGUGCUACCGCGUCCUGAACGAACUCAUCGGGGACUUCGACGAACUCUUGCGCAAAUCCGACUUUUCCAAUAUCGAGAAGAUCAAGACGAUUGGCGCCACCUACAUGGCGGCGUCGGGGCUCAAUACGCAACAGUGUAGCGAUCAAGCCCAUCCGCACGCUCAUCUGCGAGCGCUUUUCGAAUUUUCCUUAGAAAUGAUGCGCGUGGUGGACGAUUUUAAUAAAAACAUGCUUGGCUUUAAGUUCAAGUUGCGAAUCGGGUUCAACAACGGACCUCUUACCGCCGGAGUCAUCGGCACCACCAAGCUACUCUACGACAUCUGGGGCGACACGGUGAACAUCGCCAGCCGGAUGGACACUACUGGCGUGGAGUGUCGCGUUCAGGUUAGCGAGGAGAGCUCCUGCGUGCUCAGUGGAAUGGACUACGAGUUCGACUACCGUGGUACCGUCAACGUGAAGGGCAAGGGUCAAAUGAAGACCUACCUUUACCCGAAGAGCUCAGACAGCGGACCUGUACCUCAAUACCAGCUCUCGGUCUCUCCGGAAAUCCGAGCGCAGGUGGACGGCAGCAUCGGACGCUCGCCCACCGAUGAGAUCGCCAAUAUGGUCCCAGCGGCCAAUGCUAGUAGAGUAGGUGCGUCAUUCUCUGUGAGCUCAGGGCUUACCGGACAGGGAUUCGCUGGUAAAGACUUACCCCAGAAGGCUGGAAGCAAUGGUACGUCCAAGACACAACGAUCUGCGUCUGCUGUUGGCCUGACUUGCAUACCAGAAACCGGCUUGAGAUCAAGUCCAGCGGUUUUCGGUAAACCACCGGACCCGACUUUGACCUCUCCUCCUAUCUGGGCAGAAAACACAGAAGCCGUUGCAAAAAUGGAGGGAGAAAUAGCGUAUAUGGGCGAAAUGACAAAACUUUGACUUGAAACAAGCCAACAUUGUUGUCACUGUUGAAUUUAACCCUUUAAACACAGGCUCUCCGUUGAGUUUGUAGGGAUUGGUGUGUUUAGGGAUGUAUGCUAGCGUAGAUUUGCAUCCGUGUAUGUGGAAAGUUUAAGCACACCACCUUAAAGCGUUUAUAGCGCUAGUUGAACCAGGAGAUACUUUCACAUCUGGAUGGCGGUGCUGGACUGUAAAAACUCAGAGGAGCCAUAGAAACCAUUUCAACAUGGGAUAAGAAAUGCUGAGGAGAUGCAUUAGGUCUGAAGUCACAUCCUUAAGUAGGCCGCAGUUAUUCCUGCUAAUUUAUUUUCAAAUAUUAUUUCCCUCUAGCUCUUACUACUGUCUGCUUUUCGUGAAUGGUUUUCUUUUAAUGAAGUGCCUUUAGGAUGAUGGCAUUUUUAAAAAAGGUUUCUCAAUCAAAUCUUUAGCUGAAGAUCUAAAGGAUUUAGCAUGUAAAUUUGACGUUAGAAACCGCUUUUAAUUUUUGUGAAAGUAUUUGAUUUAUUUUGGAAUAUUUGUAGAUAUUUGAGUUCUCUCUGUUGGAUGUUCAUCAAUCAGUAUUCAACACAAUUUUACAAAGCAAAACUCUAUAUUACGAUGAUCGCUGUUUUAAAAAGACCCAAGAUAAAACCAUCGCGUUGAAUGGUGCAUGGCAUAAAGUGUCUGUGAAGAAGUAUUAGCGAAAUGUAGAGCAAGCUAUGAGCUAAAAUCAUCUACAAUCAACAAUGUCAAACAUUUCUACGGUGUUUAAUAUUGAUGCAUGUAUUUCUAACUGUCUGAUUAUGGCCUUUCUGUCUCUUUUAUCCGUGAUUUUUCCUGUUGCUCUGCACUUUGCAGCUAAAUGCUUGAUUGGCUAACCAACACCUGAAUUUCGGAUGAGAUCUAACAGUGAGUUCUAAGACGACAUGGCAACUUUGCCUUAAUGCUAAUGAGAUUGUAGACUUAAAAGACAAAAAUGCAUUCAUGAAUUAGCUACUGUGACUGUCAGACUUUACAUAAAAUAUAAAAAGGCAGUUGGUUUUAAGAUAUAGGCAUAGUUUGUUUAAUAAAAUCAACAUUAGCUCUUCUAAAAAAACAUUCCUAGUCUUAUUCUGGGGCGUGUUUGCGUAAACUGCCUAGACUAGUCUUAAACUGUUAGUCAUCUAAUUACUUUUCUCAAAGACUCGUCAUAACUUUUGAAAGUCAGUUACGAAAAGGUAGACUGGUCUAAUGUAAAUCCAAAAAAUAAGACUGAUUACCCCUUGGCUAACUUCUAGUUGGUCAAACUAGCUUGUGAGACGCAGUCUUAAUGUCUGUGUUUAUGCAACUGGCUUCUGCUGGACGAUUCAUCAGUGCACAUUGUCGAAAAAAGCAAAAAUGUUUGUCUUUGUAAUCUUUCAUCAAAAUUUAAACUUGCGCCACCUCUGGAACGACGUUUCUUUUCAGCUGAUGUCACCUAGGCUGCGCAGGCAUGGAAAAUAAUGGUAAUAAUCAAUAGCUAAAUAAUAUUGUUUUAGGCUACUGUUGUAGGUAGUGCAGUAAUUUAAUAUUAAACUGAUUAUGGCAAUAAUAGCAAAUAAUGAUAGAUUUGAAAACAACGCUUUAAAAUUGAAAGUACUCUGGUCUAAAAUCUUCAAAUAUUGGGGGAAAAUGCUGUUAUCGUCUACGUCAGUUACUGAUGGAUCAAAUUAAAUCCUAUCCAACUUUUUAUUUUCUCAUGCAAUAUAAUGUUUCACUCAGAAUUACGUCAUAUGAGAGUUUGAGCGUGCCGUUUCAUGUGGGCUUUGAUUUUAAUUAUCGUGCUCUGACAUCUUGAGCGGUAAAAGUUAAUUCAAUUAGUUCAAAUGUGAAAAAAGAAACUUUGACUGUACUCAAAUCUAAAGAGACAAGAAAUUAUGUUGCCAAUUGAGUCACCAUAGUGGCAUAACAGUUGCAAGAACUGGCAAUAAUCUAGGUAACAUAUGUUUAGCCGGCCAGUCAAAUGUACAGACUCAUGUGAAUAUUAGAAUAGAUUAGACCAUAGCCUUGACUCUGCCUGCUUGUCUUUUGAUGUGCAAUAGUAAAGGGUAAAUUAUUGUAUGGGAUAUUAGCAAAAGGAAGUAGAUUUUAAUCUUUUUAACAUUGAGCUUUGUGAGUAACUUAAUCUGCACUGACACUGCAUACGUUUUGACAGUCUCAUGAUUUAAGAAUAGAUGUUUUUACCUUUUGAUAGCAGUUUGAUGUCUUUGCUUAUUCCCUUAUUUUGGCUCUAUAAUGGGCGACCUGUAUUAGUUUUAAAGGGUUGUGUGCUCAACAAUUCGCUGUUGAUUUGUCAUGCUUCCCAUUCAGUGGUGAUAUUUAUAGGAAGAUGAGAAAAUGUGAAAUGUAUAACUUUUCUUGACAUUGCUGUGGAUUUGCAGUCUGCCAAGAACCCAUACAUUUAAAAGGGAAUAGUUAUAAAAAGUGAUUGAUUUGUCAGUAUUUCGCUUUGUAUGUAUUAGUGCCUUUUACUCAUGCAUUGGCCAGUCAGAUGACAUCAUCCUGAUUAUCUGUUCAUUAUCAUACACUAAAUGCUUGUGUAUGAUAAAUGUCUUCAGAUUUAACGUGAUCUUUAGCGCUGUGCCUUUUCUUAACAAUUAGCUUGACGUGUCCAUUUUCACGGUGUAGUCCUUUUGAAUGUGAACUGCUCUUCAUUUGAAAAUGUACAGGAUGAAUAUUGUCAUUUUACUCCAAGGUGCCAUUUUUAUUCUGUGCUGAUUUUGAUACUGUUCAGUUGAUGUGUUUUUGGUGACACCAAGCAUAGCAAUCCAUGUACUUAUAAUAUAUUUUAUAGGGCACAACUUUUGGUAAAUAAUGAAAGUGCCCUUGCUGUCUAGAAGGGGAAUGAGCACACAACCCUUAUGGGCUCUGUUUCAGAGUAGUAGAGCAAUAUAAAACUUCAUCCGACUAAAUAAGCAUUACGCUUUAGCUUCAGAACUGCUGCUCGAACUUAGCUUGACGAAGCACAUUUGUGUUUUUUAUCACUUGCUUUUAUGGAAAUGUGCUCCUUAUGAACUUUCCAUUCCAUUACUUCUGUUUGAGACUUUAUUGUGAGGAAAUAAAACAACACAUUUAGGAUGAAUGAAAGGGCUGAAAUAAUGUAUGAUAACAGACACAUUUGAUUUGAUUUGAUUUACAAUCAUUUGAGUUGCCCCAAUUGAUGAUUCCAAGGAAUUUGAGGUAGGAAAUAUGUGCAUGUAAAAUUUGACACAAAAAUGUGCGUGUUAGCAUAAAUAUCACACACUGGGACUUCUUGCCAAAGAGUAUAUUUAUUCAAGAAUGUAAGGUUUUGAGUUUCUCUCAGUUUCUUUGGAGAUAACUUCAUUUAUACACUCAAUAUGUAUUCAUUUGUAUAAAGUUUUUUUUCUCCAAUGUUUGUACAUAUGUAUUGCUCUGUGUGUUGCCAUAUAUAUUUUUUUGUAUUAUUUAUAUCAGUGCAUGUGCCAUACUGUUACAUUAAAGCUAAUGGAUGAAAAGGGAAAGCCAAUAAUGCAGUGUUGAAGUCUG
Molecule: messenger RNA, 9390 nt
Organism: Cyprinus carpio (common carp)
Lineage: Eukaryota; Metazoa; Chordata; Actinopteri; Cypriniformes; Cyprinidae
Product: adenylate cyclase type 9-like
Exons: 10
Coding region: 1597-5865 (1422 amino acids)
Biological process (GO): adenylate cyclase-activating G protein-coupled receptor signaling pathway; cyclic nucleotide biosynthetic process; intracellular signal transduction
Molecular function (GO): adenylate cyclase activity
Source: RefSeq, a predicted model, not a curated record